Plasmopara halstedii is the source of this 2616-nucleotide messenger RNA. Its product is annotated as vacuolar protein sorting-associated. The record is from RefSeq and is a predicted model, not a curated record. Gene Ontology annotation, biological process: endosomal transport; vacuole fusion, non-autophagic; intracellular protein transport. Lineage: Eukaryota; Oomycota; Peronosporomycetes; Peronosporales; Peronosporaceae. The coding region runs from base 1 to 2616 and encodes 871 amino acids. Gene Ontology annotation, cellular component: endosome; lysosomal membrane; cytoplasm. The transcript has a single exon. Gene Ontology annotation, molecular function: actin binding.
AUGGAGACCGAGUGGCAUACCCUCGGCAAAGUGCAGUAUCAAAAAUGGACCGUAUACGGCAUGAAUUGGGCGUCGGAAGGUGUGACAGAUCUACGAGACUUUAUGACAGCUUGUGCGCCAUAUGGUGGACCCAUUGCACUGUUACGAAACCCGAAGAAACUUGUAAAAGUAUCGUCGGAUGCGCCAUUAACGCGUCAAUUGCUACUUUUUAACGCCUGUGGCCAAAAACUUGGUACUGUCGAUUGGAAACCGUUUGAAGAGAAGAAAGAGACACUUAUGGGGAUGACCUGGACCGACGAGCUGCGUCUGCUAUGUGUCUUUGCUAGUGGGACUUGUGUUGCUUUCAGUAUGACAGGUGACGAAGAGACGCGCUUUGCAUUGUUUCCAUCUACUUCAAAAGACAAAGUUGCGACAUUUGAAGCAUGGGGUGGGGGUCUCAUUGCGCUAACCGAGAAGAUGGUGCUAGUUCAAGUGCUCGAAGUUGACGCUGUCCGACCAAAAGUGUCGCUAUUGCCCGAUUGUGGACUUUCGGAUUCAAAUCCACCAACUUGUAUGGCUAUUCUUGAGCCUAGAUUUUUGAAAAGUAUUUAUCCAGAAGUACUUUUAGGAUCAAGUAACAAGUCACUGGUUAUUGUAAGUAAAGACGGCGGUGCACAAGAUAUGAAACUCCAAGACUCGAUUGCUGCACCAAUUUCAUCGAUUGCAAUUGCUCCAAACGGGUUGUUUAUGGCAUUAUUUACUCAAGAUGGUAUUUUAACAGUUCUUAAUACGAUGAUGGACAAAAAGAUUUUGUCAUUUGAUACUCAGAGUAAAGCAAGCCCUUUGAGUAUGUGCUGGUGUGGUGAAGACUCGGUUUUAUUGUAUUGGCCCAGUGCAGGAUUGGUCAUGGUUGGACCGUAUGGAUCUUGGCUUCGCUUUCCGUAUUCGGAGAGUGUCGUUUUAGCUCAAGAAGUCGACUGUUGUCGAGUCUAUACUGCAUCAUCUCAUGAUCUUGUGCUUCGAGUUCCUACAUGUGUUGAAAAUAUCAAAGGUGUAGGCUCGACAGCUCCUGCUGCAAUGCUAUACCAAGCGCUAGAUGCAUUUGAUUCAGGUGAUGCAAAAGCUGAUGAACACAUUCGCUUUAUCAUGGGUCAGAAUGCACUGGAAAGUGCGAUCAAAGACUGCAUUGAUGCAGCAGGUAGUGAAUUUGACUACUCUGCCCAGACGACAUUGUUGCGUGCAGCGUCGUAUGGAAAGUGCUUUGUGGAUUCGCCUUUGGAUGCGUCGGCAGCUCUUUCGGGAAACUCAAAUACGGGAGGUGGCAACGUAAUGAUGGAUACGGAAAUGUUUGUCGAAAUGUGCCGUAAAAUUCGCGUGCUCAAUGCACUUCGACAACAGGAAGUUGGUUUUCCAUUGACCGUCACACAAUUUGAUCGUCUGACAGCUGAAGUGGUUGUGAGUCGCUUAGUGGCCAUGCGACACCACUUUUUAGCGUUUAAAAUCUGCGAGUAUCUAAAAAUUCCAACAGAUCGCGUACUGGUGCAUUGGGCUUGUGAAAAGGUCAAGGCAGCAACAUCUUCGGACGUUUCAGAUGAAGAACUUGUGGCGCUUGUACGCAAAAAGCUUAAGAAUGCGACUUUAGUGUCAUACGCUGACAUUGCGAAUUGUGCUGAACGUGUGAAUCGUCGACGAUUAGCAACCAUGUUCUUAGAUCUAGAAGAAAACGCAUCGGAUCAAGUCCCGCUGUUGCUGUCCAUGGGCGAGUUUGAGUUGGCACUGCGCAAGUCGCUUGAGUCGAGCAAUACUGACUUGGUUUACAUGACACUUUUCCAUCUGGAACGUACGCUGCCAUCAAUGGACGAGUUUCGUUACGUGCUCAAUCGUGAAGCAAUGUACGCUGAAGCUGUAAAUCUGAUGCUGUUGUACUAUCGCGAGACCAAAAGCUCGAACAUCCCGGCACUGUGGACAGACGUUGCUAGCGCAAAGAACGAUCUGUUGCUUUCAUUUAAGUCAUCGGACGUCGAGGAGAAAGUUACUGUUCUUAAGGAUGCAAUGAUCAAGUACACAAAUGCAAAGCUGCCAUCUCAUGCGAAAUUAACUGAAGAACAAAUUGAAUUACUGCAAGAACAAGUCAAAUUGGAAGAGAAGCCGGAGAAUGUCAAGCGUCGUAAACUUGUUGGUACGUCCAUCUCGGAUACGAUGAAAAUGUUGCUGUGUGAUAGCAAGUACGAGCCCAAGUUGCUGCCGAUUGUGGCAGCGUUUGCUAAGAAGUUUAAAGUUCCGGAUAAAAGGUUCUAUCGCGUCAAGAUAAAAGCUCUUGCCGAGACGCGUCAAUGGGAUGCGCUGCACAAAUUUUCUAUGGAAAAGAAGAAUCCGCCGUGUGGGUUCAAAGCAUUUGCGGUCGCGUGUCUCGAACAAGGCGAGAAGCAACAGGCUGAAAGCUACACGACUCGAAUUACGUCUGUAGAUGAAAAGUUCGAAACCCUUAUCCGCUUGGACUUGUACAGCGAUGCGCUCCAACUAUCGAUCAAGCUCAAGGAUCCCGAGAAGCUCACAACAGUACGCAAUCUAUGCAAUGACGACAACAUCUGUAAUCAAGCCGACAAAGCUGCGAUGGAAUUGGGUUUUGUGUCAUAA